AUGGGGUUGAUUCCGUGGGCGCUGGUGCUGGCGGUGGUGAAAGAGGGGGAGGUGCUGGGCGAAAUGGCGGCAGAGCAAUGGCUUGGAGAGGAGGGCAAGUGGACGGCUGUUGCUGGGAUCGAAGCAGCCAAGGCCGCAAUCCGCCUGCUCCUCUUGCACCGCGACAGGUGGCGAUUGCUGAUAGGAGGAGGCAGCACGGAGAAUUCCGGCCCCAGCAAGCCUGUUCCAUCAACUUCAUCCUCGUUACAAGCCCAGCAGCCGUCCCUGUAUCAGCAGCAGCCGCAUAGCACAGCCAGUCCGAUGGGUUACAGCGGUGGUAACGGUGGUAACGGUGGUAACGGUGGUAACGGUGGUAACCGGGGCGUGAACGGGCAGCAGGCAGCCACGACCAGGGCCCUGGGUGCGUUUCAAAGGUUCCAAAGGCAAGUGGGGGGGCAGCAGCUGCAGCAGCAGCACUCCCGCCAUUACCACCGCCAGCACCAGCACCACCACCAGAACCAGUACCAGCAGCAGCAGCAGCAGCAGCAGCAGCAGCAGCAGCAGUGGUAUUAUGAGCAGCAACAAUGUAACCUGCAGCAGCAGCAGCAGUAUUGGGCACAGGGAAACGGUGGUGCUGGUGUGGUGAGGAAUGCUGCUGCUGCUUCGUCCAGUGGUCCUGCUGUGUCUGGUGCUGGUGCUGCUGUGAACGCAGCAGCACAGGGUAUAGAGCACCAAGGCAGGGUAGAAACGGCUGAUUCCAACGGGAUUGUUGAGAAGGCUCCAGCUGUCGCCACGUCAGUUGCAUGCGUGGAAGAUGGGCCUGCCACGUCAGCUGCAAGCGUGGUAGACGGAACCGUCACGUCAGCCAGCGAAACAAGUCAAGCAUUGGCCAAGACAAAACAGAUUGACUGGAUUCGCUGCAUGCACGUGUCAGCAGAGCUCAUCCACAUCUUCCGCCCUCUGCUCUACGUGCUUGCCAUCCGAGCCGCUGCCAGUGCUGCUCGUUCCAGAGCAGUCUUCGCUUCUCAUGCUGCCGCUGAUGCUGACCGUUCUGUCCCGUCCCGCCAUCCUCCCCUGGGAUCUCCCUCCCCCCAACCCAGGCACAGCAGCACUCAAGCCUCUGCCAGGGCAGCCGGGCAGGAGGUGGUGGUGGUGGUGGGUGCGAUGGAACCCCUGGCUGCUCUCCCUCUUGUUAAUUAUCCACCAUCUCUCCCAUGUUUGUAUCCUUCCCUCCCUUCCAGGCACAGCAGCACUGCGGCCGCUCCCAGGGCAGCCGGGCAAGCGGUGGUGGUGGUGGUGGGCAGUGCCACUGUCAAGCCCCUCCCAGGCCAGCCGGGCAGGAAGUGGUGGUGGUGGGUGCGAUGGAACCCCUGGCUGCUCUCCCUCUCCCUCGACGCUGUCUCCCUGCUCCUCCAUCACCCCGUCUCUCAAGCUUCCACUGCUGCCCAUGCUGCCACCGCCAAUGCUGGUUCUGCUGAUCGCUCUGUCCCCUUCCUCUUCUCCCCCUGGUAUCUCCCUCUGUGUUCAUCCCAGGCACAGUAG
Molecule: messenger RNA, 1521 nt
Organism: Closterium sp. Naga37s-1
Lineage: Eukaryota; Viridiplantae; Streptophyta; Zygnematophyceae; Desmidiales; Closteriaceae
Source: the annotation of a GenBank genome assembly